Molecule: messenger RNA, 1398 nt
Organism: Saccharomyces eubayanus
Lineage: Eukaryota; Fungi; Ascomycota; Saccharomycetes; Saccharomycetales; Saccharomycetaceae
Gene: LTV1
Product: ribosome biogenesis protein LTV1
Exons: 1
Coding region: 1-1398 (465 amino acids)
Biological process (GO): ribosomal small subunit biogenesis; ribosomal small subunit export from nucleus
Cellular component (GO): cytosol; preribosome, small subunit precursor; nucleus
Source: RefSeq, a predicted model, not a curated record
AUGUCAAAGAAAUUCAGUUCCAAAAAUUCCCAGAAAUACGUGGUCGUACACAGACCUCAUGACGAUCCUUCAUUUUACGAUACAGAUGCAUCUGCACAUGUUUUAGUUCCCGUAUCCAAUCCAAAUAAGCCUACCACAGAUGCAGAGCUUCGAAAAAAAGAUGUGAUUUCUGAGAAACCAAAGGACGAUAAAGCUCAUGUCGGGGAAGCUGCUUUGUACGGUAUCAAUUUUGAUGAUUCUAGGUAUGACUACACACAACAUUUAAAGCCAAUAGGUCUUGACCCUGACAACUCAAUCUUUAUCGCCUCCAAGGACAAAGAACAGAAGGCCGAAAAGAAGAAUAUCGAAGAUUUGUUUAUCGAACCCAAAUAUAGACGUGAUGAGAUUGAAAAGGACAAUGUUCCUCCUGUUUUCCAGCGAGGCGUGGCCAAGCCAGAAUAUCUAUCACACCAACAAGACACAACCGACGAAAUUAGAGGUUUUAAGCCCGACAUGAACCCUGCACUAAGAGAAGUCUUGGAAGCAUUAGAAGAUGAAGCAUAUGUUGUUAAUGACGAUAUUGUAGUUGAAGACCCCAGGAAAUCUAAUGCUGAGAAAAGGGCAGGAGCCAAGAAGGAUGAUGAUGACGCAGAAGAUGAUAUUUUUGCACAGCUUUUAGGAAGCGGUGAAGCGGGAGAUCAAGAUGAGUUUGAAGACGAAUUUGAUGAAUGGGAUAUCGAUAAUGUAGAGAAUUUUGAAGAUGAAAAUUACGUUGAAGAAAUGGCACAAUUUGAUAAUAUUGAAAACCUGGAAGACUUGGGGAAUAUCGAUUACCAAGCCGAUGUCAGAAGAUUCCAAAAGGGCAAAUCCACUUUGGAGAAGCUAAAUUCGGACGACGAGUUUUCCAAUGCAGGUUUAGAAAGCAUCAAUCCCUCUGAGGAGGAGGACGUACUGGGAGAUUUGCCCUCCAUCCAAGACAAAAACAAGACAGGGAAGAAAAAGAGAAGAAGCCGUCAAAAGAAAGGUGCCAUGUCCGAUGUGUCCGGAUUUUCCAUGAGUUCUAGUGCCAUUGCACGUACAGAGACCAUGACAGUGCUUGACGACCAAUACGACCAAAUCAUCAACGGCUACGAAAACUAUGAAGAAGAACUAGAGGAGGACGAAGAACAGACUUACCAACCGUUUGACAUGACGACGGAGAGAUCUGAUUUCGAAUCAAUGCUCGAUGAUUUCUUGGACAAUUACGAACUGGAAAGCGGUGGCCGUAAGCUAGCUAAGAAGGAUAAAGAAAUUGACAGACUAAAGGAAGCCGCAGACGAGGUGAGUAAGGGUAAACUGUCCUUAAGAAGAAAUCGUGAGAGACAGGAAAAGAAGAAGCUGGAAAAAGUUACCAACACGCUAAGUAGCUUGAAAUUUUAA